AUGGCAGCCCCGGGCGUUAUCCGGACUUUCCUGGAGCUGUCCGUGGUGCUGACGAUGGACUGCGCCCUAAAAGCGCCUCGGUUUGCGCCCGGACUCUUUAUCCAUGCGCUGCGAAGGGGGCGGCCCGUCGUGCGGGGCGAGGCGGCGAGGCCAAGCAUUAAGAGCGGCGGGCAAGGCCGGGGCCGCGGCGGGCGGCGCGGAGCAGCGGGGGACGCGGGCGCGAGGGCGGCCGUCAUGCUCGCGGGCCUCUGCGCGGCGCUGGUGGGGCUGCCGCUGCCGCCGCCCCUGCUGCUGGGGAGCGCGGCGUGCCCGCACCUCUUCCAGGACCGGCGCUUCUUCGUGCGGCUGGAGCGCCGGGCGCCGCGCAAGCCGCUGCUGCUCUUCGCGGACGAGGUGCACACCUGCGCGCAGGUGGAGCGGCGCAGUGCCGGGGCGCGGCAAGGCGGCGCCGUGGCCCUGCUCCCGGGCAACGAGCCGGCCUGCGUGUGGCUGUGGCUGGCCUGCCUCAGCCGCUCCGUCUGGGGCAGCGCCUGGCCCGGGGCCUGGCAGGGGUGCGGCCUCUUGCGCCUCUCCCGCUCGGCCGCCGCGCCCGGGCGCCGAGGGAGGGCAGCUGGCGCUGGGAAGCAGCCGGGGCAGGUCCUGCCACCGGCCUCGCCCCGCUUGCUGCCCUGCCAAGCCAUUGAAGAAAUAUUGCCAAUCUUGAAAGAAGAAAACGUGGCUGUCUAUUACUUAAGUAGGACAUCUGACGCAGAAGGGGUAGAUAGUUUUGUGGACAAAAUGGAUGCUGCUUCGGAUGAGCCUGUUCCAGUGUCUUGGAGAUCAAACAUCACAAUUAAAAGUCCUGCCCUUUACAUUUAUACCUCUGGGACCACAGGUGCUACUCUAGCAUUGCGCUCCAAAUUUUCUGCUUCCCAGUUUUGGGAUGAUUGUAGGAAAUACAAUGUCAGUGUCAUACAGUACAUUGGGGAAGUACUUUGCUAUUUAUGCCAUACACCCAGGAAAGACAAUGAUCGGAAUCAUAGAGUCAGAAUUGCCUUGGGCAACGGCUUAAGGGCUGAAGUUUGGAGGGAAUUCCUCCAAAGAUUUGGAGACAUACAUAUUGUUGAGCUUUACGGUGCAACUGAAAGCAAUAUUAGCUUUGUGAGCUAUACUGGAAAAAUUGGAGCCGUGGGGAGAUUAAACUAUUUGCAAAAGAAAAUAAUGCACUUUGACCUGAUUAAAUACGAUGUGGAGAAAGAUGAACCUGUCCAAGAUGAAAAUGGCUUCUGCAUACAAGUUCCCAAAGGUCACGAGGGCAGAAUAGGAAUGGCAUCCAUUCAACUAAGGGAGGGUAGCAAGUUCAGUGAGGAAAUUCUUUACAAACAUGUUGCAGAUUAUCUGCCCACUUAUGCAAGACCUCAUUUUGUGAGGAUUCAGGAUGCCAUUGGGACCACAGGCACAUUUAAAUAUAAAAAGGUGCAGCUUAGAGAAGAAGGAUUCAACCCAGCAGUGAUCAGAGACACCCUGUAUUUCCUGGAUGACAAAGCAAAGACAUACAUACCCCUGACAGAGGACAUCUAUAAUUCAAUAUGCAACAACAGUCUGAAACUGUAA
Varanus komodoensis (Komodo dragon) is the source of this 1593-nucleotide messenger RNA. It is a transcript of the gene SLC27A2, whose product is annotated as solute carrier family 27 member 2. The record is from RefSeq and is a predicted model, not a curated record. Gene Ontology annotation, molecular function: long-chain fatty acid transmembrane transporter activity; long-chain fatty acid-CoA ligase activity. Gene Ontology annotation, cellular component: endoplasmic reticulum. Lineage: Eukaryota; Metazoa; Chordata; Lepidosauria; Squamata; Varanidae.